Molecule: messenger RNA, 729 nt
Organism: Acanthosepion pharaonis
Lineage: Eukaryota; Metazoa; Mollusca; Cephalopoda; Sepiida; Sepiidae
Source: the annotation of a GenBank genome assembly
AUGUUAAAUUUCCAACCGUUUUUAAACAUUCGUCUAAAGUCUAGACGAAUCAUUAUUCCUCCCAUUCCUUCUCUGCCCAUCUCUGCUUUGUUUUCUCUCUCUCUCUCUCUCUCUCUCUCUCUCUCUCUCUCUCUCUCCCCCCACUUUAUUCCUUCCGGUCUCCUUUUCUUUAAAAGAAAAAAAAAAAACGACAAUUUAUCCAUCGCACCCCCUCCCUCCCUCCUCCCCCUCUCUCUCUGUCUAUUUUUUUUUUCGUUUUAUCACCUUUAUUUAAUUUUAUUUUUCCUUCUUUGUUUUUCCCAACCUAUCACUACAUUUAUCUCUCUCUCUCUCUCUCUCUCUCUCUCUCUUUCCCUCUGUAUCCCUCUUUUUCCCACUUUCACUCCUUUCUCUUUUUCUUUUACUAUCUCUCCUUCUCACUCUCUAUCUAGCUGUAUGUCUCUCUCUCAUUCUUCAUCUUUCUUUCUGUCUUUCUUCCUUCCUUUGUCAUUCUCUCUUCCCAUAUUUCCUUCUCUCUAUUUAACUGUAUUCCUGUAUCUUACUAAUUCCCUUUCUUUCUUUCUUUCUUUCUUUCUUUCUUUCUUUCGUUCUAGUUGUAUCCAUCUCCCCACUCUCUCUCUCUCUUUUCUCUGUCAUUUUAUUUUCUAUUUUCCUUCACUCUAUAUAGCUGCCUCCCUCCCUCUUUUCUAUCUCUCUGUAAUCAUUUUUCCCAUCUUUCUUUCUCUAUAA